This is a messenger RNA of Ramularia collo-cygni, 2829 nucleotides long. Its product is annotated as related to importin beta-2 subunit. The record is from RefSeq and is a predicted model, not a curated record. Gene Ontology annotation, cellular component: nucleus; cytoplasm. Gene Ontology annotation, molecular function: nuclear import signal receptor activity; small GTPase binding. The transcript has 2 exons. NCBI's taxonomy places the organism in Eukaryota, Fungi, Ascomycota, Dothideomycetes, Mycosphaerellales, Mycosphaerellaceae. Bases 1 to 2829 code for a protein of 942 amino acids. Gene Ontology annotation, biological process: protein import into nucleus.
AUGGCGUGGCAGCCGGAGCCACAGCAGCUGCACCAGCUUGCACAAUGUCUGCGCGACUCACUCAGCGGCCACGAUGCUGCCGCUCAGAAAAAAGCGGAAAUGAUGCUUCGCCAGGCAAAGGGUUCUCCUGACAUCAACAACUACCUCGUAUACCUCUGCAUCACGCCGGAAUCCGACACAGGUCUGRGUGUGGAGAACUACCAUGCGGCUCGCAGCGCAGCUGCCAUCAUGCUCAAGAAUACUGUCAAAUCCUCAUAUACCAAGAUCCCAACCGACAGCCAAGCGUACAUCAAAGCGCAUGUCCAGCGGGGUCUGCAAGAUCGCAACCCUCAAAUCCGCAACUACAUCGGGAAUGUGAUCACGGAGGUCGUCAAGCAGAGUGGCAUUCUUGGGUGGCCGCAGAUCCUGCCAGAUCUUGUAGCUGUGGUGAGCAACGAGAACCGAAAUGCUACAGCCGRGGCGCAGGAUGGUGCCAUGGGCGCACUGUUCAAGAUCUGUGAAGACAACCGCAAAGCACUCGAUCAGGAGUACCAAGCAGAACGACCUCUGUCCUUUCUUCUGCCCAAACUCCUCGAUUUCACACAAAGUACAAGCUCGAAGAUCCGGUCAAAGGCGCUGGCUGCCAUCAACGUCUUCCUGGUCGAGCCUGUGGCCGUCACCAUCAAGACUCACGUCAAUGAGAUUCUACCCUCGGUAGUUCGACUGUCGCAAGAUGAAAGUGUUGACGUGCGUCGAUUCGUAUGCCGCGCUUUUGCCCUUCUUGCGGAUGCUAUUCCUCAGGUACUUUUACCACACGUCGAAGGCAUCGUCGACUACACCAUUUCACAGCAGAAAGACAUUCACAAUCAGGAGCUAGCCUUGGAUGCUGCCGAGUUCUUCUUCGAGGCGAGCAGUAACGCAGCGCUACGGGAAGCCCUCGGGCCUCAUCUUGCGAAGAUCGUACCCGUCCUGCUCGACUCCAUGGUCUACGCCGAGGACGAUCAACUACGACUCGAAGCCGACGACGAUGAUGACGAUGCUGAUGUUGAAGACGACCUCAAGGAUAUCAAGCCGGCAUUCGCCAAGGAGAAGACCUCACAUCGUGAUGCCAUGGGAGGUAGCUCAGCGUCGCAGGCAAAUGGACAGCCGAAACCGGCCUUGAAUGGCUAUGCGUACGCAGAGGAUGACGACCUCAGCGAUGGCGAGAUUGAAGAAGAUGAAGAUUUCGAAGACAUCGAUCCGGAAGAGGAAUGGAAUCUUCGCAAAUGCUCUGCCGCAGCUCUGGAUAGUCUUGCGAGCCACUUUCACGGGCGGGUGUUCCAAGAAGUUCUACCAUGGCUCAUGGCCAAUCUGCAACACAAGGACUGGCCCAAUCGAGAGGCGGCCGUUCUGGCACUCGGUGCCAUUGGCCCCGGUUGCAUGGAAGACAUCAAACCACAUUUGGCGCAGCUCAUUCCUUACAUGCUGACGCUCCUCGGAGAUGAGCAACCAGUCGUGCGGCAAAUAACCUGCUGGUCGCUCAGUAGAUACGCGCAGUGGGCGGCGCAUGACGAAGGAGCACCAAAGACACAAUUCUUCGAGCCGAUGAUGGAAGGUCUCCUAAACCGGAUGCUGGACAAUAACAAGAAGGUUCAAGAGUCGGCAGCGUCCGCUUUCGCCGCGCUUGAGGAAAAGGCCGAUGUUCAACUCGCACCUUACUGUAACGUCAUCCUCCAGCAAUUCGUCAAAUGCUUUGACAAGUACAAGGACAAGAACAUGUACAUCCUCUACGACUGCGUCCAAACCUUGGCGGAGCAUGCUUCGCCAUCUUUGGCUCAGCCCGAAAACGUCAACCUCCUCAUGCCAGCUAUGAUCGUGCGCUGGGAGACAGUGCACGACCAGUCGCGAGAAAUGUUCCCACUCCUCGAGUGCUUGUCAUUUGUAGCCACUGCGCUCGGCACAGAGUUCGCGCCAUAUGCGCCGCCGCUCUUCAUGCGCUGCAUCAAACUCAUUCAGCAGAAUCUCGAAGAGGCCGAGGCGGCCUACAUGGACCUGCCUGAUAAGGAUUUCCUCGUUACUAGUCUCGAUCUCCUCAGCAGCAUCAUCCAAGCACUCAACGAAUCUCAAAGUACUCAGCUCGCGACGACGGCGCAGCCCAACAUGUUCCAGCUGAUCGGCUUCUGCAUGAGAGAUACCAACAAUGAUGUGAAACAGUCUGCGUAUGCGCUGCUGGGCGAUUGUGCCAUCUACAUUUUCCCUCAGCUGCAGCCUUUCCUGCCGGACGUCAUGACCAUCUUGAUCACACAGCUCGACAUCAACGAGCCGACCGAAGACCCCGAGACUGCCUUUAGGGUUAUCAACAAUGCCUGUUGGUCUUGCGGUGAGAUCGCCAUGAGGCAGAAGGAGGGCAUGAGCCCUUAUGUUGACGCUCUGCUCGAGAAACUUGCCACCAUCAUGUUCAGCGAAGAUGUCCCGGAUUCACUCAACGAAAACGCAGCUAUUGCUCUGGGCCGCCUGGGAAUUGGCUGCCAUCAGCAGCUCGCGCCCCACCUAGCAGGUUUCGCGCCACCUUUCCUCCAGUCAAUGCAGAAAGUGGGCUGGACCGACGAGAAAGGACACGCCUAUAAAGGAUUCGUAAGUGUGGUCCUCGACAAUCCCCGUGCUUUGGAGGCCUGUCUUGCAGACUUCUUCGGUGAAAUGGCCAGAGCACCAGGUGUUUUCCUCACUGGAAUGCAAGAUGAUGGCCCUUUGAGUGGCUUCGAGCGUGUUCUGGCACAAUACAAGCAACUCAUAGGAGAUGGCUUUGAUGUCUUCCUUCACACGCUGCCACCGAUGCAGGAGCAGGCAAUUCGCCAACUGUACACAUUUUAG